Molecule: messenger RNA, 801 nt
Organism: Trichoderma virens Gv29-8
Lineage: Eukaryota; Fungi; Ascomycota; Sordariomycetes; Hypocreales; Hypocreaceae
Exons: 2
Coding region: 1-801 (266 amino acids)
Source: RefSeq, a predicted model, not a curated record
AUGGAACUUCCGAUCUUAUUACAUAAACCAACGAUCGCUGUAGGUACUAUUGCUCCACGACUAGACACGUGGAGUCCUGCAGAUGACUGGACCGGAAUCACAAGCACUGCAGAGAGGAAGAAACGGCAAAAUAGAAUCCAUCAGAGAGCGUACCCGCCCUAUAUUAUAGAUGAACGGAAGGGGCUGUAUGAUAAGGUUGAUAAUGGCCCUCUACUUCUCACGUCUCGCCGUCAGGUAGCACAAGCCUAUGAUGCGAUUCGGGAUGCAUACCAGGCCUACAGCCUGAGCGCAGCACGUCCUUCGUUUCUGCACGUCCUCAUCCGACUCAACGUCCUUAAUUCUUUAGCUCGCAACGCCAUCUCAAUGGGAUUCCCCCCGGAGGGGCUUUGUAAGGAUGAAUAUUUGUCGCCAUAUUGCGGGGAAGGCCCUCUGCAAUCCCCGUUUGUCCCACAAUGCUUGCUACCUACUUCCAUGCAGCGGAGAAUUAUUCACCACCCAUGGAUCGAUUUGUUCCCAUUCCCGGCCUUCCGAGACAAUAUGCUCCACGCUUUGGCUGCUGGAGUCUUCGACGAAGAUGAGCUGUGCCGUGACGUGCUUGUGGCAACUGACCCGGACGCUCUCGCUGACAAGCCGGCACUUAUUAGCUGGGGUGAAUCCUGGGAUGUUCAUGGGUGGGAGGCAAGCCCAUCAUUCUUGCGGAAGUGGGGUUGGCUUCUUCGAGGAUGCCCGGAGAUUAUUGAGGGAACGAAUUAUUGGCGCCGAAAGAGAGGCGAGACAAGUAUUAGGUUUUUUACGUCCUAA